AUGAAAGCUCUCAUUCUCGUCGGUGGCUUCGGCACCCGUCUGCGCCCUCUGACUCUCACUCUGCCCAAACCCUUGGUCGAAUUUGGCAACCGGCCUAUGAUUCUGCACCAAGUAGAGAGUUUGGCUGCUGCUGGUGUGACGGACAUUGUCCUGGCUGUCAACUAUCGCCCUGAUGUGAUGGUCUCCGCAUUGAAGAAGUACGAAGAGCAAUAUGGCGUCAACAUCGAGUUCUCUGUCGAGUCGGAACCCUUGGGCACGGCCGGUCCCUUGAAGCUCGCCGAGAAGAUCCUGGGCAAGGAUGAUACACCGUUCUUUGUGCUGAACUCCGAUGUGAUUUGCGACUACCCCUUCAAGGCCCUUGCCGACUUCCACCGCUCUCACGGCGAGGAGGGUACCAUUGUCGUCACCAAGGUCGAUGAGCCCUCCAAGUACGGUGUCGUCGUGCACAAGCCCAACCACCCUUCGCGCAUCGACCGCUUCGUCGAGAAGCCCGUCGAGUUCGUUGGCAACCGCAUCAACGCCGGUAUCUACAUUAUGAACCCCAGCGUCCUGAAGCGCAUUGAGCUGCGCCCCACCUCCAUUGAGCAAGAAACCUUCCCCGCCAUCUGCAAGGACGGUCAGCUCCAUUCCUUUGACCUCGAGGGUUUCUGGAUGGAUGUUGGUCAACCCAAAGACUUCCUCACCGGUACCUGCCUGUACCUGUCUUCCCUCGCCAAGCGCGACCCCAAGAAGCUGGCCCCCAACUCGGAACCGUUCGUCUACGGCGGUAACGUGAUGGUUGAUCCAUCAGCGAAGAUCGGAAACAACUGCCGAAUCGGUCCCAAUGUGGUCAUUGGUCCCAACGUGGUCAUUGGCGACGGAGUCCGUCUCCAGCGCUGUGUCGUGAUGGAGAACAGCAAGAUCAAGGAUCACGCGUGGAUCAAAUCCACCAUUGUUGGCUGGAACAGCUCCGUUGGCCGCUGGGCUCGUCUAGAAAACGUCACCGUCCUGGGUGACGAUGUGACCAUCGCCGAUGAAGUCUAUGUCAACGGUGGCUCAAUCUUGCCGCACAAGAGCAUCAAGCAAAACAUCGAUGUUCCUGCGAUUAUCAUGUAA
Messenger RNA from Penicillium oxalicum, 1095 nucleotides. RefSeq names its product mannose-1-phosphate guanyltransferase. The record is from RefSeq and is a predicted model, not a curated record. NCBI's taxonomy places the organism in Eukaryota, Fungi, Ascomycota, Eurotiomycetes, Eurotiales, Aspergillaceae. Gene Ontology annotation, molecular function: GTP binding; mannose-1-phosphate guanylyltransferase (GTP) activity. Bases 1 to 1095 code for a protein of 364 amino acids. Gene Ontology annotation, cellular component: cytoplasm. The transcript has 4 exons. Gene Ontology annotation, biological process: GDP-mannose biosynthetic process; cell wall mannoprotein biosynthetic process.